This is a messenger RNA of Vigna radiata var. radiata (mung bean), 388 nucleotides long. RefSeq lists its product as uncharacterized. NCBI's taxonomy places the organism in Eukaryota, Viridiplantae, Streptophyta, Magnoliopsida, Fabales, Fabaceae. The record is from RefSeq and is a predicted model, not a curated record. The transcript has a single exon. The coding region runs from base 23 to 364 and encodes 113 amino acids.
GAAUCGUUUGCAUAAAAAAAAGAUGAAUGAUUUAGUUUAUGUGAUGUAUAACUCCAAGCUGAAAAGUAGACAAAUUCGAAAAUCUAUAGCUCUUCCAUUUGAUGACAUAGAAUCAGAUGAUGAAUGGAUAGCUGAAGAGACAGAUGAUGUUGUUGAGAUUGAUCAAGUUGAAGGUGAAAAUGAUAGUGAAAAUGUUUACUUAGAUGGAGCAACAACAGAUCAUGUUCUAGAUGCUCUUGAUCUUGAUAACAUAACAUUUGGGAACAAUGAGGAUGCACAACAUUCAUCAGAGGAAGAGUUAGAUGAGAAUGAUAAUGGAGAUGAUGGAGAUGAUGAUGCCAUUAUUAGAGGAUUAGAGGAUUAGGCAUAGAGACUUUGACAUUUCAAU